UUUAUGAAUAAAAUAUCAGUUUACCAAUAUAUACAGUAGAUAGUAUUACAUUAAUAUUUAAAAUAUUCACCCCCUCCAGCCGCCCAAAAAGAGAACGUUGUUUAGGAAAGAGAUGGCAGCACUAGUUACCUUAGAGAAAGUAUUCCCAAAGACCUAUAAAGUAUAAUGAAUAAAGUAUGGAAGUGGCUUUCGUUAAUAAUUGAUAGCGACUAGUAGGAAAUAAAAAUAUUUAUCACCAAUUAGAUAUAAAAGACGAAACAAAACUUCACUUGUGAAAAGAAUUACGUAGUUUUUAAUUAUUUGUCUAUUACGUAAUGGUAAAAUGUUACAGUGGUAAUUAAAAUGAAUUGACAACACAUUGUGUUACAUAUUAAACCUUACCAACUGAAUUCAAUUUGAGAAAUGACUUCGAACGGAGAAGCACCAAAGAAAUCUAAGAUGAUUGAAGCUGAAAUAAAAACCAGCUUGUCAGUUGAAGAAAAGGUAUUAGAAUUGAAAAUAAGAUUUAUUGAAGAAAGAAAGAAAAGACAAAAGUAUGAAAGUAACUUACAAAGAGAAAUAAUGAAGAGACUGAAAGCCGAAGAACAAUACGCAAAGCUCGAGAAAUCUUACAGAAUUCAGUCAAUGGAAAUGAAAGAACUUAAGAAAAAGAUAGAGAAUUCAUCAUCGAGAGAAAAGAGAAUGGUUGAAAAUGAUGAAUCAUCUUCGGAGGAGGAUCUUUUGCAACCAUCUCAAAUUGUUAAAGAUAGAUGGCGUAUUUUAAAAAAGGUUGGUGGUGGAGGGUUCGGUGAAAUUUACGAAGCUAUUGACUUAAAUACUAAAGAAAAAGUUGCACUCAAAUUGGAAUCUGCACUGCAACAAAAACAAGUUUUGAAAAUGGAAGUUGCAGUUCUCAAAAAGCUACAGGGAAAAAAUCAUAUAUGUAAAUUCAUCGGUUGCGGAAGAAAUGAGAGGUUUAAUUACGUUGUUAUGACUUUACAAGGUAAGAAUUUAGCAGAAUUACGAAGGUCUAUGGCUAAAGGUCAUUUUACCAUGUCAACCACUGUUAGAUUAGCAUUUCAGAUUAUUCAAGCUAUUCAAGCUAUUCAUGAAAUAGGAUUUUUACAUCGUGAUAUUAAACCAUCAAAUUUUGCAAUGGGAGCGAGUCCAGAGUCGAGGAGAAAAGUCUUUAUGCUUGAUUUUGGUUUGGCAAGACAAUAUACAAAUGCUCAAGGGGAAGUUCGAACUCCCAGACCUUCGGCAGGUUUUAGAGGGACUGUAAGAUACGCGUCGUUAAAUGCUCAUAAAGCAAAAGAAAUGGGACGUCACGAUGAUCUAUGGAGUUGGUUUUAUAUGAUUGUUGAAUUCGUACAAGGAGGAUUGCCAUGGAGACGGCUAAGAGAUAAAGAACAAGUUGGGCAGAUGAAAGAAGGAUAUAAUCAUAAUUUAUUUCUUCGCUAUCUUCCGUCAGAGUUCGGUGAUAUCCUAAGACAUAUUCAACAGCUUGAUUACUACUCUGAACCGGAAUAUGAGCACUUAAUAGAAAGAUUACACGCCAUAAUGAUAAGGAAAACCAUUACUCUCCAGGAAUGCUACGAUUGGGAACAGAUGGCUGAUACUCCAGGGCCACCUAGUAUAGUUGCAAAUAUUAGAAAUGAACUUCCUGCUCAGCAGGCUCAUGGACGGCUCACAUCAACUCAGGCAAUUGUAACAAAUCAAGGCGGAGCAGGAAGUGUUGAUGAUCUAGAAUUAAAAACUGGUACAGUACAAAAAGCUUCAGUCCAAUCAACUCCUCAACAAGGCAGAUACGCCUUAAUAAAGAAAGGAAGGAGCGGAUUUGCGUCAACUACUAAAAAUAAUAUAAACUGCAAACCUUUAUUAAAACAAUCAAGAAAUAAAAAUAUGUCAGCGGUAACUCGACACGGUAGAUCCUUUACUAGGCACGAAGAAGGAGAAGAGGAUGAUGAUAAGAUUUACUGCAUUAAUUAUCCCAGAUCUUCUCGGUCUCUUCACGGCAAAUCUAGAAAAGUUUUAAAGAGAUGUGAGGAUAAAAAUAUAAAUAAUAAUGCCAUGCCCAAUACCCUAUAUAAUAGAUCACGAACAUCAGAAGAAUUAGCUUUUGUAUUCAAAUAUCAGCUAGAUUUCUGCUUUUUACCGUGUCACUCCCAUUUAGUUUUAAUUUGGACAUGA
Messenger RNA from Dimorphilus gyrociliatus, 2169 nucleotides. NCBI's taxonomy places the organism in Eukaryota, Metazoa, Annelida, Polychaeta, Dinophilidae. The record is from the annotation of a GenBank genome assembly.